AUGUUAAGAAGAAAAUUAGAAGCUGUUGGAGAUACAAUAGAACCAUUUCAUUUUAUUUUACAUCCAAAAGAUGAACAAUAUUUAACUCGUGAAGAUCAAGAUAAAGGAAAAGAAUUAUAUUCACUUUUAGUUCAAUUUGAAAUUCUUCAAGGAGAUACAAUAAGAAAAAUAUUUCGAAAUAAUUCACAAGAACGAGAUAAAAUAGAAAAGAUAAUUCGAAAUGAUCUUGAUCCUUCGAUUGCCGAUCCAUUAAUUAGUUUAUUAAGUAAAUUAUGGCAAAUUUUAAAUAUAAAUAAAAUAGAAAAAGAAUUACCACGGAUAUAUGAAAAUAAAGGAAAAUAUGCGAAAAUUAAAUUUAAUGGGAAUGGUCAUGAAACAAAAGAUCUUAAAAUAUUUUUAAUAGAAUUAAAAGAUAAUAUUAGUCAACAAAAUCAAUAUUUUUAUCAAACAGAUUUACCAUUUACUAUUAAAGAAGAAGAAGGAAAUAAUAUUCGAAUUUAUCUAAAAGAAAAAAAUAUUUUAAAGUCUGGUGGACUUGCUAAAUAUAAAUAUGUAGAUAUUAAAAGAAAUAUUGAAAGAAUUUUAAAAAAUAUUCAAUUUGAAAAUGAUAAAGAAUUAAUUUUGUCGAAAAUUUUGUCUUUACAAGGAGAUAUUCGUUCAUUUAAAACAGGUUUAAAAGCUAAUUUAAAAGAUUUUAUAGAUCUUCAAGAUCAAGAAAAUGUUCCAAGUGAAUUAAGAUUUUUUGAAGGUUUUAAUCUUAAUAAAUUUUUGAUUAUUGAAGAAGAUAAAUCUUGGUGGGAUUGGAAUGCUUUUGAAGUUGCAAUAAUAGGACUUGUUCAAGACAUUGCCGAAGCUGUUUUAGUAGCCUUUGGUUUGACUCAGAUAGGCAAUGCUUUAAUAUCAGGUAUUUUUAGUUGGAAAGAAUGGGCAAUACAAAAAGCAAUUAGCUUCGGUCUCUCUAUGUUGACUGCUGGAAUUGGAAAGUUUUUGACGGAUAAAAUUAUGGAACAGAUUCAAGAAAAUGUUUAUACAAAAGAUUUAGAAACUGUUUAUCUUCAAAAAAAAACAUUAGGAAAAUAUAUUUUAUUACCUCAACAAUUUGAUAAUAUUCGAACACGAGUUGUAUCUUCUUUAAGAAAUAGUUAUCAUCUAUUUGCUGAUGGUCUAAAGAAAUUCAAAAUACGUUAA
Rotaria sp. Silwood1 is the source of this 1188-nucleotide messenger RNA. NCBI's taxonomy places the organism in Eukaryota, Metazoa, Rotifera, Eurotatoria, Philodinida, Philodinidae. The record is from the annotation of a GenBank genome assembly.